ACCAAAACCACCAUCCCCAAACCAUCUCUCAGCCGCACCACACAAGGCUGACAACCCUUCCUUCAACCCUCAAUCUAUCUCUCCAUCCAUGAAAGCCCAACCUCAAACCCUUCCACUCAGCUCACGGCCCGGGCCCCCGAUCCCACGGCAUGCCCGACUCCCUCAACGUAAUCGCCCUCAUCUCCGGCGGCAAAGACAGUUUCUACUCGCUCCUCCACUGCCUCCAGAACGGGCACAAGAUCGUAGCCCUCGCCAACCUAUAUCCAGCUCCUCCACCCAAUCAAGAAGAUGAGCAUGACCUAAAUAGUUUCAUGUACCAAACGGUGGGACACACGGUGAUCCCGCUGUCCGAGCGAGCGCUAGGUAUCCCGCUGUACAGACAGGUGAUUGAAGGGAGCGCUGUGAGGACGGGACGGAGUUAUGGUCCUGUUGAUGGAGAGGGAGAGUGCGAUGAGACGGAAUCGUUGGUCCCGCUUCUGAGGAGGAUUCUGAGGGAGAGGCCGGAGGCGAAUGCCGUUUGUACGGGGGCGAUUUUGUCUACGUACCAGAGGACGAGGAUUGAAUCCGUGGCGGUGAGGUUGGGGUUGGUUCCGCUGGCGUACUUGUGGCAGUAUCCAGUUCUCGAGCCGGGGAGGUCGCAGAGUGGGUUGUUGGGGGAUAUGAGGGGUGUGGGGUUGGAGGCGAGGAUUGUUAAGGUUGCGAGUGGGGGACUCGAUGAGGGGUUUCUGUGGGAGGAUGUUGUGAGUGAGAGAGGGGUGAGCAGGGUGGAGAGGGCGAUGAGGAGGUUUGGAGUUGAGGGGGAUGGGGGUGUGAUUGGGGAGGGAGGGGAGUUUGAGACGUUGGUUGUGGAUGGGCCGAGGUGGUUGUUUAAGGGACGGAUUGAGGUGAAGGAGGAGGAUUUGGAGGUUGUGAGGGAGGGGGGUGGGUCGGCUUGGUUGAGGAUACGGGAUGCGAAGGUGGUGAUGAAGGAUGAGGAGGAGGUUGUGGUGAAGGAGUGUAGGGUACCGAGUUUGCUUGAGCCAAGGUUCCAAGGUGUUUUGGAUGAGGUCUCUAAGUUUGAUGAGACUACUGUUCAGGAAUCUUCUGGAAAAUGGCUUGAGAAAUACACAAACGGUCUAUACAAGCCGUCUUCCAGCUUGGCACUGAAGAAGGUCGACCACACCUUGUUUACUACUGAUCAAGAUGAUCCAGAUCUUGAUAUCGAAGAAGCAUCCAAGAAAGCAAUAACCGACAUACGACAACAUCUCAGUCAAUUAACUCUAGAACCUGCAGAUAUCGUUUUUACACUCAUCAUCCUACGCUCAAUGUCCGACUUUGCCACUGUCAACAAAAUCUACGGCUCCCUCUUCACACAACCAAAUCCACCAGCAAGAGUAACAAUCGCCUGUGGGACACUCCUCCCAACGACCACUGACCUCCUCACUCAAAUCAGAACACUCAAAUCCCCAACUCGAGAUGCGUUACACGUACAAUCUCGAUCUUACUGGGCACCCGCGAAUAUUGGUCCUUACUCCCAAGCAAUAUCCGUCCCUAUCUCUUCAAAUGAGUCAAUAAUGGGAACAUAUAUCGCUGGUCAAAUUCCUCUGGUUCCGCAUACUAUGGCUUUGCCUGAGCUUGUGGAGAGCGGGGAGUUUAUGGGAGAUUUUAAGAGACAGGCUGUGUUGUCUUUGCAGCAUCUUUGGCGGAUUGCGAGGGAGAUGCGCGUUGGUUGGUUUACCAAUGUUGUUGCUUAUCUUCCUUGUUGUGCUGACCCCCAACCCACCACCAUCCAAACCCAAGCCCGGAUCGCCUCUCUCGUCUGGACAUCCAUACACCGCAAACCUCCCGCCGACGCCGACGAUGAAGACAUCGACGUCGACCUAUGGGAAGAUAAAUUCUUCUCCGGGAAACAGGUUCAAGGUGCUACGAAAACGGAGAGGACGUUGCCAGAUUGGGAUAUGGUUGAAAGUCCCUCUCUUGCCGGACUGAAGUCUAUUGUGCCGCCGUUCUUCGCGGUUGAGGUUGAGGAGCUGCCCAGGAGUGCUUUGAUUGAGUGGCAUGCGGGUUUGGGGAUUGUGGGAGGGAGAGUGAAGCUUUAUUGCGAAGAAGAGGAUGGGAAUGAAGAUAAGUGGCGGAUCUAUCAAUGUGUCGUUGCGGAUAGCGUCGUACAUUCGGUGGUCAUGAUACCAUGGGUUGAGGGCAGUGAACGUCGAAGCAGUACUUUCGAGAAGGCUAUUUCUGUGCUUGGUUCACAGGAUGGACAGGCGCAUACAGCGUAUGUUGAUCAUGAGGCAUCAGACAUCAAAAGUUCAAGUUACUGUGGGACGGUUGUACCAUGUCGAAGUAUCUGGGGUGUGAGCGGGGAGGAGAGACUUGCUGCAGUGUUGCUGUUUGAGAUGUCAUGUUAGAGAUGUCUAUGUAACGCGAUACUCUUGGACUUAGUCUGGACGAAUUGUCACUGCCGAUCAAAGGAAAAGAUUCAACCAUGUACAAUACCAUUGCCGCUGAACGGGCAAAUAUCAAAGCUGAGAAAGAGAAU
Molecule: messenger RNA, 2518 nt
Organism: Mollisia scopiformis
Lineage: Eukaryota; Fungi; Ascomycota; Leotiomycetes; Helotiales; Mollisiaceae
Product: adenine nucleotide alpha hydrolases-like protein
Exons: 4
Coding region: 150-2387 (745 amino acids)
Biological process (GO): protein histidyl modification to diphthamide
Molecular function (GO): diphthine-ammonia ligase activity
Source: RefSeq, a predicted model, not a curated record